Messenger RNA from Paecilomyces variotii, 1268 nucleotides. Its product is annotated as putative riboflavin kinase. The coding region runs from base 275 to 973 and encodes 232 amino acids. The record is from RefSeq and is a predicted model, not a curated record. Gene Ontology annotation, molecular function: riboflavin kinase activity. The transcript has 3 exons. Gene Ontology annotation, biological process: FMN biosynthetic process; riboflavin biosynthetic process. Gene Ontology annotation, cellular component: mitochondrion. Lineage: Eukaryota; Fungi; Ascomycota; Eurotiomycetes; Eurotiales; Thermoascaceae.
AUAAGUUACUCUACUUCUUCUAUAUAAACGGUAAUAAAUCGCAGCGCGUAAACCACAUGGCAGAGCAGCCGCUACAACCCAAAAGUGACCCCGCGCGGAUAUCCGCCCUGCCGCUUCGGCGGCUUUCCACCCCACUUCUUCUACUCAUCUCUUCCAACACCGCGGCAUAUUCUACAAAAUAAUUAUACAAUCCCUCUCUCCAUUCUUUACCAGCCCUGAUAAAACAAGACCAAAGCGAAUCAACCCACAAAGAGGAUCAGAAAGACUGAUUAAAAUGAGACCCGACAAGCCCCGGGAUCCCGUCGCUGGGCCUGAUAGUGGCCCAGAGCCGCCAUUUCCUAUCCGACUAUCGGGGCCAGUCAUCAAGGGAUUCGGAAGGGGCAGUAAGGAGCUCGGCAUCCCCACCGCCAACAUUCCCCCCGACGGUCUCUCCGCCUACCCAGACCUCCAGACAGGAGUCUAUUAUGGCGUCGUGGCUCUCGACCCAGCAAAGUUCAUCUACGACAAGAACGAAUCGACCGCGCAUACCGUGGCUGAUACGACUGCAACUUCAACUUCAACGAAGCAAGAACAAGAACAAAAACAAGCUACUAUCCUCCCUGCUGUUUUGAGUAUUGGGUAUAAUCCAUUCUAUAAGAAUACCGUACGGAGUGUGGAAAUCCACAUAAUGUCUCCCCCCACCACCACCUCCUCAACCACACCAACAACAACAAACACAAACACUACAUCCAACAACUUCAACAAACUACCCGACUUCUACUCUACCAAACUCAACCUUCUUAUCCUAGGCUACAUCAGACCUGAAUACGACUACGUCUCCCUAGAGGCUUUGAUCGAUGAUAUUCGAACGGAUUGCGAAGUCGCUAAGAAGAGUCUUGCUAGGGAGGCGUAUGUGGGGUAUUUGGAAGAUGGAAGGGAGGAAAGUGAGAAGGUGAAGGAGGAGAAGAAGUGGUUGAGGAGUUUUUCUCAAUAGAUAGAGAUAGAGAUUGUGGUUUGGUUUGGUUUGGUUUUUUGGUUUAUGAGAUGGAUAGAUUUAGAGAUAGAUGGAUGGAUGAAAUAACUAGAGCGUGGUCUGCUAUUAUCAUUAUUAUUAUACAGGAACAUUAUAAAUCUCGAUUAUUAUUUGUUUUCCUUAAUAGGAAAAAGCAAAAAGGAUCUAUCAGGAAUAAUUAUCACAAUCACGAUGCCUAUAUGCAUAAGAAGUCAUUAUCAAAAGCAAAAUAGAUAGGACUUCUAGUUGAUAGAAACCACGAUGGAAUUAUCAAAAU